AGACAAAGACGACGCGGCGACUUCCACGAGGCGCACGCGACGAGCGCAACGGUCCCGAUUCUGCGACGACGCGUCAUCUCGUCGUCCGAGCACCAUGUCCGAGGUGUCCUCCUCGGCCGACCAUUCCGCCCUGGACGGCUGCAGGAUUUCGCACGACUGCCGGGUUCGCACGGCUGACGGUGGCGAGUUCAAUGUCCACCGCGGUUUCUUGAGCGCGUUGAGCCCGGUCUUUCAGGCCCUGUUCUCCAUCGAGUACGGGGACCGCAAAGAUGUCCUUCUCCAGGACGUCAAGGCUUCCACAAUGGGAGUGUUGUUCGGUUACCAAUACCAGAAUAAGCUGCGCAUCAACGAGGAGAACGUGACCGAGGUCCUGGCCGCGGCCGACAUGCUGCUCAUGGACGACGUGCGCAACCUGUGCCUGAACUACAUGCUGUCCAACAUGGACAUCGAGAACUGUCUGGGCAUGGCCACCUUGGCGCGGUGGUACCACUGCCCGAACUUCAGCCAAGCAGUGUUCAGCUACGUGCGCGAGCACUUCGACCAGGUGUGGCGUACAAGCGACGAGUUCCCGGAUGUCUCCGAGGCGCUGCUCGUCGAACUGUUCGCCUCCAGCGAGCUGAACGUGCGGAACGAGGCGAACCUGCUGCAAGCGAUCGUGCGCUGGUCGUCGGCCAGAGAUGCGUCCGCCAGCGGCGAGGCUGGCGCCGACCUGUCGAGGCUGCUGCAGUGCGUGCGUGUCGGGCUCUGCGGAUCGUUGGCGCCGGAAGACUUCGGCCGUUUGUAUCCAACGCUGGCGUGCAUCCCCGCGUACUGCGAUAUUGUGUGCGAGGCACAGCGGCGAGGCCCCUGCCUGUGUUCGCCCAGCCCGCUGCUGCUGGUGCAGUACGCCGCCCGUCGCUCGGACGCGGGUGCGGCGUCCCCUCUUCUCGUCGACGGCAACGGAGACAGCGGCAACACCGGCCGGAGCGACGUUGUUGCCCCCGCUGCACCCAGAAGCUCAGCACAGCUUCCCUGCGAGCGCUGUGGCGUGGCGCGCAACCCGGAGCGCUGGCUGCCACGCAUGCCGUACGAGAUGCUCUUCGUGGUGGGCGGCUGGAGCGACGGCAACGAGCGAGACGCCAUGGAGGCGUACGAUCCCAGGGCCGGGAGGUGGCUCAUGAAGCACAUGCCGGGAUUCGGGCCCAGGGCCUACCACGGCGUGGCGCUGCUGCGCAAUCGGCUGUACGUGGUCGGGGGCAUGCAGGACAGCGCCUACCUGCGCUCCUGCGACUGCUUCGACAUCGAGCGCUGCACGUGGGAGGCCCGUUCGAGCCUGAACAUCGCUCGGGGCUACGUCUCCGCCGUGGCCCUGGACGGCUACGUGUACGCCGUCGGAGGGCGCAACGCCAGCGAACGCACAGCCUCCGUGGAGCGCUACAACCCGCGCUCCAACCAGUGGACCCUGGUGUCCGCCAUGAAGAGAAGACGCAGCGAUGGCGCCGCCUGUGCCUUCAAAGGCAAGAUAUACGUGAGCGGCGGCUUCAACGGCCAGAAGGUGCUGACGAGCGUGGAAGAGUACACGCCCAGCCGCAACAUGUGGUGCCUAGUGCGGCAGCUGCCCAGUCCACGCUGCAGCCACCAGAUGGCGGUGCUCGGCGAGCGCAUCUACGUCAUCGGCGGGUAUGAUGGCCGCCGACGGCUAAGCUCAGUGUUGGCCAGCAGAGAGGGCGAGGGGCCGCUGUGGUGGCGCUCUGUGACCCCCAUGAGGAUAGGCCGGAGCACCUUCGCCGUGGCGCUGUUCGAUGACGAGCUGUACGCCAUCGGCGGUUUCGACGGGAUGAGCACCACAGCGGAGGUGGAGAGUUACUCCGUGGCCACCGACAGCUGGCGUCCCGCGGUGCCGCUCAACGAAGCGGUCUCUGCCAUGGCCGCCUGCACACUGAAGGGCCUCAACGUCUGCAGGCGCCUCUCCGCAUGCGCCGAGCCCUAGCCGCGUUGGCGUCCUCGAUGAAUUUGUAUAACAAUGGUUUUAUUUUUUUUU
This is a messenger RNA of Dermacentor albipictus, 2020 nucleotides long. Its product is annotated as kelch-like protein 10. NCBI's taxonomy places the organism in Eukaryota, Metazoa, Arthropoda, Arachnida, Ixodida, Ixodidae. Gene Ontology annotation, molecular function: protein binding. The record is from RefSeq and is a predicted model, not a curated record.